UCUGCGCAUGCGCAUCCCUCCUCACCCUCUCGAGGUGGGAAAAUUCAUCCUGCUGUUUGAGCUAACCUGAAGCGUCAACAUGAAUCUGUGGACACGUUUAUAAGACAAGCUGCUCACACAGACUCUGUGACCAUCCAUCAGUCUGAUUUACUCGUUCAGUCAGGAUGAAGAUCGCGGUGGAAGGCUGCUGCCAUGGGGAGCUGGACAAGAUCUACGAGACGAUCGGCUUCCUGGAGAAGAAGGAAGGGGUUAAAGUGGACCUCCUGCUCUGCUGCGGAGACUUCCAGGCGGUGCGGAACGAGGGGGACAUGAAGUGCAUGGCGGUUCCAGCCAAGUACAGAACCAUGCAGACCUUCUACAAGUACUACUCUGGAGAGAAGAAAGCUCCAGUGCUAACCAUCUUCAUCGGGGGGAACCACGAGGCCUCCAACCACCUGCAGGAGCUCCCGUACGGAGGCUGGGUGGCUCCAAAUAUUUAUUACCUGGGUUACGCCGGCGUCGUUCGCUACAAAGGGAUCAGAAUUGGUGGCUUAUCUGGCAUCUUCAAAUCCCACGACUACAGAAGAGGUCACCAUGAAUUCCCUCCGUACAAUCCUGACACUCUGAGAAGUGUUUACCACAUCCGCAACAUCGAGGUGUUUAAACUGAAACAGAUCCAGAUGCCCAUCGACAUUUUCAUGAGCCACGACUGGCCUCGUGGAAUCUACCGCUACGGGAGCACGGCCGAGCUGCUGAGGAAGAAGAAGUUCCUGCGACAAGAAGUGGAGACCAACACUCUGGGGAGUCCUGCAGCCGAGGAGCUCCUGGCUCACCUCCAGCCCAGCUACUGGUUCUCUGCACAUCUGCAUGUCAAGUUUGCUGCCGUCAUGCAGCAUAAGCCUAAAGUGAAUUCAGCACCACGCGUCACCAAGUUCCUGUCCCUGGAUAAAUGCCUCCCUUACAGAGAGUUCCUCCAGAUUGUGGACGUCCCAGAGAGAGCGGGUUCGUCUGAAGGUCUGGAGUACGAUCCGGAGUGGCUCGCUAUCCUGAAGGCCACCAACAACCUGCAGAGGAUCACCCCUCACCUCUGGAACCCUCCGGAGAAUAACGGCCUGCAUGAACGGUGGGACUUCACGGCUUCAGAAGCCGCCAUGAUGAAGGUCGUGGGGGAUUUCAGCGGCGAGCUCGCCGUUCCGGACAACUUCAGCCGCACCGUGCCGGCCUACGACCCCAACAAGCCCCAGCACGGAGCGGCGCCCAGCUGCAGCACCAACCCACAGACCACGGAGCUCUGCGCCACGUUAGGACUCACGGACCUCUACGCCCUCGCCGGACACGGAGGAGUCCUGGGGAGCACCGGAGGGGAGGAUGACGACGAUGACGGGCAGAGUGUAGGGAGCGCCGACGAGCCCAGCGAGUACCCGACGGACACUUCAGGGUUGUCGAGCUCGUAUAACCCCGAUGAGAUCACGAUAGAGGACGAGUGGGAGGAAGAGGAGGAGGGAGCGGAGAAGGAUGACGGCGAGGGCGACUCCAAACCUGAAACGAAGGAGGAGAAGCUUCCAGCAGGAGACUUCCACACACCGGGACGCUUAGUCCUCCCAAAACCAAAGUCUGAUUUCUCCCCGACUCGUCUCCCCGACCUCAUGAACCUCCCGCCUCCGUCACACUCCACGCCGGCAGUCCCACGCUCUCUCUCUGCAGCAGAGAAGGAGGACGAGGAGGAGGAUGGCGCGGCGGCGGCGGCGGCACGUGUCCCAAAACGCACCAGCGAUGAAAGCGGAGAUCCCGGCAGCAAGGGGACGACUCGGAUCAAACGCAGGAACCAGGUCAUCUAUACGGCCGUGGAGGACGAGGAGGACGAAGAUUAGAGACUCUCUGUAUCUUUUUAAUUCCUGCCGGUGAUCAGAUCAAAGUCAGAGCAGGCUGGACGUUUCUCCAGGACGACUCAUGAAAUGUUUCUGUUCUAAAAUUUGAGUUUAUGCAUUUUAAUCCAACCCAGGAUAUUUUAGGAAUCAAAUGAAAUGAGUUCUUUUUGUACGUUCUGUUAAGAAGCUGUAAAUAUUAUUUUUUAACACAUUAAAGACAAACACAGCUGUGCAGACACGACUCUGACUGAUUCAAUAAACUAAAGGAAGCUUUUCAUGUCGAAGCAA
Messenger RNA from Notolabrus celidotus (New Zealand spotty), 2135 nucleotides. RefSeq names its product debranching RNA lariats 1 (gene dbr1). The record is from RefSeq and is a predicted model, not a curated record. Gene Ontology annotation, biological process: mRNA splicing, via spliceosome. NCBI's taxonomy places the organism in Eukaryota, Metazoa, Chordata, Actinopteri, Labriformes, Labridae. Gene Ontology annotation, molecular function: RNA lariat debranching enzyme activity. Gene Ontology annotation, cellular component: nucleus.